Molecule: messenger RNA, 1182 nt
Organism: Pistacia vera
Lineage: Eukaryota; Viridiplantae; Streptophyta; Magnoliopsida; Sapindales; Anacardiaceae
Product: phytol kinase 1, chloroplastic
Exons: 6
Coding region: 1-939 (312 amino acids)
Biological process (GO): vitamin E biosynthetic process
Cellular component (GO): chloroplast
Molecular function (GO): phytol kinase activity
Source: RefSeq, a predicted model, not a curated record
AUGAGCCUCUCAUCCUCAACUCACCUUCCCUCGUUCCCUAAUCCAAUUAUUCUCCGCCACCACCACCACCGGCGCCACCACCUACACGCGCCUGCCACCAACCGUCCGUCUCUCUCUCUUUCACCUACUGCCUUAACUUUCCCACGCAGUGAUUUCCUCCUCCUCUAUCCUCACCGCUCCUACUGGGCCCGCCCCACGUGUGGAGCCGCCGCCGGUAUCGGCGACUUGUUGCAUGACGCUGGAGCCACUACGAUUGUACUCGCCGGUGCUUACGGUCUUGUUCUCGGUUUCGAUACUCUCACUCAACGAAACGUCGUCCAACAGAGUUUGAGCCGAAAAUUGGUUCAUAUACUGUCAGGGUUGCUAUUCAUGGUUUCGUUGCCAAUUUUCAGCACGUCAACGGGGGCUCGCUAUUUUGCCUCUUUGGUACCUCUUGUAAAUUGCUUCAGACUUCUCGUUCAUGGCCUCUCAUUGGUUAGGAAUGAAGGACUCAUAAAAUCUGUUACCCGAGAAGGGAACCCAGAGGAGUUGCUUAAGGGGCCUUUAUAUUACGUUCUGAUGUUAAUUCUCUGUGCUGUCCUCUUUUGGCGCGACUCUCCAGUCGGGGUGAUCUCAGUGUCAAUGAUGUGUGCCGGGGAUGGUGUUGCCGACAUCAUGGGAAGAAAAUUUGGAUCCGCAAAGAUCUUCUAUAAUAAAAAGAAGAGUUGGGCUGGUAGUAUAUCCAUGUUUGUUUUCGGGUUCUUUGCUUCUGUUGGGAUGCUGUACUACUACUCAGUUUUGGGAUAUUUCCAACUGGAUUGGGAAUCGACGAUGCAAAGAGUAGCUUUAGUCUCAUUGGUUGCAACCAUCAUUGAGUCCUUACCGAUAACAGAUGUAUUAGAUGACAACAUAUCUGUUCCUUUGGCGAGCAUGGUGGCAUCAUAUUUGAGUUUUGGUUAGCUUGUAGCAAAUGUUCUCUUUCACUGCCAACAUUUUUUUUUUUUUUUGGUUUUCUUUUAGUCCAUGAAUUAAAACCCAGUAGUCAUAAUGUAUUCUACGAACGAAUCCCUCGUUGUAAAUUGUCCGAAGCGUCUUGCAAAUCAUUGUUUCGGUGUCAAUACACAGAAACUUGUUAAAACUGGUUAAAAUGCUCCCUUUUGGGUUUAUUUAGUUUACAGAUUUAUUGUAUUGAUUUUGAAUUCA